Messenger RNA from Leptomonas pyrrhocoris, 439 nucleotides. RefSeq lists its product as hypothetical. The record is from RefSeq and is a predicted model, not a curated record. NCBI's taxonomy places the organism in Eukaryota, Euglenozoa, Kinetoplastea, Trypanosomatida, Trypanosomatidae. Bases 92 to 439 code for a protein of 115 amino acids. The transcript has a single exon.
GAACUGGCUCAUCUAUCCGGCUUUUCCUGCCCAUAUUGCCGUAGUCUAAGCAACGCUGUAGAACCUCCUUCCCCUUUCUCGAUUGCACACGAUGCUUCGUUAUCCGUCGCGCGUGCUGACACGCACCCCUGCCCUGCGCAGCACUGUGAGUCCUGUCGUGCUUACCUCUAGCCGCCACUUCACCGACAAGGUCUUCAUUGGAUCGUGCUCCGCCUUCCUCACCUGUGCCACCACACUCAGUCUCUUCCACCUUCUCGUGACGCCGCUGUCGGCCUCGAUCGGGGCGGCCACCAUGGCCACCGCCACGGCCAGUGGGGCCUGCUGCGUCAUCGACGGCGGCAGCGAAGGCGGCACGUCCUUUGGCGCCGUGGUCGGCGUGUUCAUUGGGGCAAUGGGUGGCUUUUACGCCAAGUCGCAGAAGGAGCCAUGGCGAAAGUAA